Megalobrama amblycephala (Wuchang bream) is the source of this 4899-nucleotide messenger RNA. It is a transcript of the gene pax3a, whose product is annotated as paired box 3a. Gene Ontology annotation, biological process: anatomical structure development; regulation of transcription by RNA polymerase II. The coding region runs from base 1829 to 3292 and encodes 487 amino acids. The record is from RefSeq and is a predicted model, not a curated record. Gene Ontology annotation, molecular function: DNA-binding transcription factor activity, RNA polymerase II-specific; RNA polymerase II cis-regulatory region sequence-specific DNA binding. NCBI's taxonomy places the organism in Eukaryota, Metazoa, Chordata, Actinopteri, Cypriniformes, Xenocyprididae. The transcript has 10 exons.
GGCUGUAGGCCUUCCUGCUGUAGGAUGUGGAUUUAUUUGAGGCCAGCAGAGGUCGCUCAUUUUCUGGCCAUAGUUUGGAAAAGCACCUGUUGGCGCGAAUGAUCCACAAACUUCAGGCCAAUCCGGCAGAAACGGUCAGAUGUCAAUUAAAGUCAGGAUGGGCGGCUGUGGCGCGGCUCUUGUUCUGAGGGCAGCCUGGCCUGUGGCGCGCGGGCUCCGCUCUCCACGCCGCUGCGCUAAUCCGUUUAUGGAGCACCUGGGACCGUGGACGGCAAUAACAUGCGCUUAUCCGUCGCCGCCGCGAAACAUGCUCAUCUGAGCAAAGCAAUGCGAUAAUGCCCACAUCCCAGAGGACCAGAGGGGCACUUUACCCUCUGAUUGAACUGUCGGCGUCUCUGAGUUGAUAACUCUGACAUGACAGCCAGCGUAUUUGUCACAUUAGUCUGAAGGAAAUCGGAGAUUCAUAGGACUUUCUCGUCGUUUUAUUUAGGUUCUCCUCUUUCAGUUUUUUUUUUUUUAGCAACAGAACUUAAGUAUCUUUUUAAAAUUAUUUUAACUCAAAGUGUGUUCUUCUGUUUGAACAGUUGAAAGAUUUUUCUGUUUGAUUGAUCAGGGUUCUCUCUGAAUGAACGGGGCCGUUUGACUGACGUGAGGUUCUCAAUGAGCUCCUGCAAAGAAAAGGAACUUCAGUGACUGCGGGGAACAGAGGAGGAGCAUCUGAAUGUGAGAUGGAGAGAGUGAGUGCGUGUGAGAGAGAAAUGCGGAGUAAUGCAAGAGAAUGAGUGGGAUGGAUGGCUAUAUUGAAUGUCUCUGCGUUAUAAAUAACGCUUCUUCACAAUUGUAUUCGACUCCACAGACAGCUUUUACGGCACUCUCGGCGUCAUACCCUGCUGAGACCCCCGCAAGCUGCUCCUUUCAUUCUGUAGAGACUCUACUGUCCACAUGCAUACAAUAAAUACCUCUGUGCUGUGCAGCUUUUGGGUUUUUACUUAAAAGUUAGGGUUUGCAGAGAAUUCAUAUUCAAUACCAAUAGAUAAAGUUUGUGGCAGAACAACGCAAAAUGAAGCAACCCAAUGUUUCCCAACUUUGUUUCUGAAAGCUUCCCAACUCGUCCCAGUACAUUUUGGAUGUCUCCCUUAUCUGACACUUCCAUUUCAGGUCUUGGAGCCUCUAUUAACGAAUCUAAGAUGAUAAGGAAGACAUCCAAUUUGUCUAAGUUAGGAGGGCUUCCGUGAACGGUCGAGAACCCCUGCUCCAAACCACUGUUUUAAAGAAAGUGAAACGAAAUUAUUUCAGUUAAGAAAACGCCAGUAUUAUCUUCCAGAUUGCUCUCAGCAUCACAGUUUAUGUCUGAGGGUGUUAUCAGUGACACAUCCCCUUGAACUCCGGAGGUCAUGGCACAAGAAAGUUUUGAGAUCUGGACCAAUCAGAAAGCUUUCCCAGGUCUUUGGACCCUCCCUCCUUGACCAAUCACAGUCCUCGAUGGGUAGAAGGAGCCAACAACUCAACAACUGAUAAAAUGUUUCGCCACUGAUCACCGUUUCAAUCCACAACAACAAGUGUGUCAACAACAACGGAACUGAAGCUCUUAGAGUUUUAUCUUCCAAACCGAUUUGAGAUACACCACGACUGAAAACCUGGAUAUCCGUGAUUAACUACAGAGGAUUGGCUGCGACGUUUUGACUUUUGAAGUUGACUUUUUGUUUUCAGCUGAAGACUUGUUAUUUCAACGGUCCACUGACACUUGACGAUUAGCGCUUCUUCUUUGGAUAUCUCCACUUCUUCCAUCAAGUGCUCCGUGCACCCGUUUUCUUCUUGCAGAGGAGAUAUGACCGCAUUAGCGGGGGGCAUUUCCAGGAUGAUGCGCCCCACGCCACCCCAAAACUACCCGAGAGGAGGCUACUCCUUGGAGGUCUCCACGCCGUUAGGUCAGGGCCGCGUGAACCAGCUCGGUGGAGUCUUCAUAAACGGACGCCCUCUGCCCAAUCACAUCCGCCACAAGAUAGUAGAGAUGGCCCAUCACGGGAUACGACCGUGCGUCAUCUCCCGACAGCUGCGCGUCUCGCACGGAUGCGUGUCUAAAAUUUUAUGCAGGUACCAGGAGACCGGAUCCAUUCGGCCCGGCGCUAUUGGUGGCAGUAAACCCAAGCAGAGCGCAACUCCCGAUGUGGAAAAGAAAAUCGAAGAAUACAAGAGAGAAAAUCCAGGGAUGUUCAGCUGGGAGAUUCGGGAUAAACUACUGAAAGAUGGAAUCUGCGACCGAAAUAACGUGCCCUCAGUGAGUUCCAUCAGCCGCAUGCUGCGCUGUAAAUUUGGUGGAAACGGAGAUGAAGAUGAGGAUGAUGAUGAAGUUGAAAAAAGAGAGAUCGAGGAAAACGAAAGAAGAGCCAAACACAGUAUCGACGGGAUUCUCGGCGACAGAUCAAGCCACUCGGAUGAGGGCUCAGAUGUGGACUCAGAACCAGGUUUGCCCCUAAAGAGGAAACAGCGGCGCAGUCGGACCACGUUUACGGCCGAGCAGCUGGAGGAGCUGGAGAGAGCUUUUGAACGCACCCAUUACCCUGAUAUAUACACCAGAGAAGAGCUCGCUCAGAGAGCUAAACUCACAGAGGCACGAGUACAGGUUUGGUUCAGUAAUCGCAGAGCUCGCUGGAGGAAGCAGGCAGGAGCCAAUCAGCUAAUGGCGUUUAAUCACCUGAUACCUGGUGGUUUCCCACCCUCCGCGAUGUCAAGUCUUCAGCCCUAUCAGCUGGCGGACAGCCCUUACCCUCCCUCAUCUAUCUCACAAGUGUCGGAUCAGCCCAGCACUGUGCACAGGCCUCAGCCUCUUCCCCCCACCUCAGUGCACCAGACUGGGCUUGGCAGCGGACCGGGGGCCCAGGAGGGGAGUUCGGCCUACUGCCUCUCCUCUGGACGUCACGGCUUCUCUGGUUACUCAGAUGGCUAUGUGGCCGCGCCAGGCCAUGCAAACCCAGUGAACCCCACCAUCAGCAACAGCCUCCCAUCACAGGUGAUGGGGCUGUUGAAUCCGGGUGGAGUUCCCCACCAGCCGCAGAGUGAUUUUGCCCUCUCUCCGUUGACUGGCGGUUUGGAGCCCAGCACGGGCAUGGCUGCCAGCUGCCACUCCUCUCAGAGACUGGAGGGUCUGCCAGGCCUGGCCAGCAUGCCAACCCUGCCUAGCUCCCAGUCCUACUGCCCCUCCAGCUACAGUUCACCUGGGUACAGCGUGGACCAUGUGGCAUCUUACCAGUACAGCCAAUAUGGGCAGAGUAAGGUGCCUUUCAUUAUCUGAAACCCAGCAUCGAAUGAAGACAGACAGGAAGGAGAUGAAGAGAUCUAUGGAUGGUCUGACCGUAAACUCUUGCACUUGAGCUCUCCUUCACCUCUUGAAUGUUUGACCAAAACGACCAUCCAUCCUCAUACUCCCGCUCCUCACUGGGUCUGAGCGAGGAGCGUUGUAGAGAAGCCAGGAGUGACGGCGGUCCUCCCUAACACAUGUGGGUCCAAAGUGCGACUGAGUUGUUUUUACGAGGGGGGUAUUGUGGGGUAGGUUUGGGUUGGGUUUAGGACCAGGAUUGAGGUGUGUGGUGGACGGGUAAAAACCAAUCCGUACAUCCAUCCCGUUUUGGAGCAGGCGACUGCAUCACACAUUCUGACGACACUUACUGCCUCCUUCCUGAAGAGCGACAAGUCAUGGGACACACGGACAAAGGGAAAGGACAAAAAAGGACAAACUCAAAGACUGAGACUGUGCUUAUAAACGGCAUCGAAUGGCAGGGAAGAGUGUGGCGCCAUACUCUGAUAUCAGCUGUCCACUGACGGACGCACUUUAGUGGCUGGUUUGUGACACAGCUCGACGGUUGAGACACAUUUUUGUUUGAUAUAUUUAGGAAAUAAGGGCUCGGAAACGUCUGCCAACUUUCCUUGUUUCUCAUUCAUAAAUACACAAGAACAUGUUCACAUUCUGCACAAGUCAACGCUCUCAGGUCCUCUUCAGAGAGAGAAAGAGGGUGACCUAGAAGGAAUGCACUCAAGUGUCCGAUGGCAUUUCAGUCGUGUCAGAGAGAUAAACGGACUAAACGAAGAAGCGUGACCCCCUUUAUUACAGUUCAUCUGAGCACACACAAAAUAUCUUAGAAUGAGACAGAAGUGAUGUUCAGAAUGGAAUACUAUCGUAUCGCUUAUUGCAUACUGUAUACUACAGCAUAUACUAAAAUUGUUUGAGAAACAGAACGUUAUGCAAUGCUAAAUAUUUUAAAUUGUAGUAUGCAACCUUGUGAAUGCUGUUGCAGUUUAAUGUCAUUUAGUGUAAAACAUCUUUAAAUGAAUCAAGAAAAUUCAAGAGUUCAUUGGUCACAAUGGAAUAGGAAGGUCAAGUUGAACACAUUGCAUUGUGGUAUUGCGUAUUUCACAGUGCAAUGGCAAAUGUAGAAGGUCAUCUAGUUAGUUUUGCUUGCAGAUAUGCACACAAUAUGCAUACUGCAGAAGUAGAAUGAGUAGUAUGGUAGUACACUAUUCUGAACAUUCAGAGAGAGAAAACGAACCCAAUGAAAGUGCAAUACACACUCAAUACCUCAUAAACACUCGUCUGUUCUCACUCGCUCAAGAAGAUCAUCUGUUCUUAAACUCUGUGUUCCAGAUUAUGCAGCGUUUCAUAACGCUUUCAUUUUUACACUGCAGUUUUCAGACGAGCCAGAACUGAGUUCUUUGUUCUGUCUCUGUAACAUACUGUUCAUCUGCCUUCACAUCUUAAGAAUUGGAACAAUUAUUUUUUACCUUGUUUGUUUUUUAUACUUUAAUGUUUCUUGGUUCUCGACUGCAUAUAAUUGUUGAUGGAGAAUGUGUAAAAUGCAGCACUAUUUACUAUUUAUAAGAAAAAAUAAACAAAUUGCAUUCAAA